Molecule: messenger RNA, 552 nt
Organism: Rotaria sordida
Lineage: Eukaryota; Metazoa; Rotifera; Eurotatoria; Philodinida; Philodinidae
Source: the annotation of a GenBank genome assembly
AUGAAACUGCAAUCAACACCUAUACUUUUUACACUCAUAUUAAUAGCCAUUCAAGCGGUUGUCGAUCCUCAUCCAUUCAUCUGUGAAAAACGUCAGUCUUCUCUCUCAACUUCAUCAUCAAAGUAUGCUCAAACCGUUGUUGGCCGUGGUCCACGUGGUCCUCUAUCAGCUUCGUGGGAUAUCGGUGUUCAAAUCACACUAAAUAAUGUUUCACAAUGUCCAGUUGAUCUUCCACUAAAUGAAUCAAAAGUGAAAUGUAACACUGGUAAAAUACUUACAUCGUGGAAUACAGUAAUUUUAACAGAACCGUUGAGGUAUGAAAGAGAUUCAACAAAUAGAUUUUUUCGCACAAAACGUCUACGCGAUAUCAUUAACGAUGAAAAUCUAGAAACUAUUGGUCCAUGGAUAGAAGCUGGCUGUUCCCUUUUGCCAACAAGAUGGACGAAUUAUUCUUCUACACCACCAGCCUAUACAAUUGUAGCGAUGAUUUGCUACGAUUGUACACCAACACGACAUGGAGACUAUCAAGAAUUAUUUGCUUGUGAAUGUUAG